UUUGCGAUACACUCCAUGACAAACCAUAGACGAUGAAUCAGACACCAAAUUUAUCUCCUAUUUUAUUUGCAUUGUAUUGCAUUGUUCUGCAUCAUUCGAUGUAAUUGCGUUAUUUCAUUAUAAUCAGAUCGUAUUCUGGAUCUGAUUGAAGUUAAACUAUAAUAAGACAGUAGGCCUUAGUUGCCUCAUUGCACCCAUUUUUAAAAGUUAAUUCGCGAUGGCUAAACCAAAAACAGAAGAUGCUUCUGAAGAAGCGAAGAAAAUCGUCGAUGACGCAAAAAAUUUUAUCGAAAAAGCUAUAGGAGAUAUUGGAAAAACUUCUGCAACAAAACAACUUAUUUUGGGAACUGCGUCAGGAUGGAUUACCGGUUUUAUAACAAUGAAAAUCGGUAAAUUUGCUGCUGUUGGAAUUGGUGGUGGUGUCAUAUUGUUGCAUAUCGCCAGCCAAAAAGGCUACAUUGAUAUCAACUGGGAUAAAAUCAAUAAAAAAGUAGACAAAAUCAGCGACAAAAUUGAGAAAGAAGCCACAGGAAAAUCUCCAGAUUGGUUUGAAAAAGUAAUAACAUUUGUCAAAGAUAAUUCCUAUUAUUCAGCUGGCUUUACUGGUGGAUUCUUUUUUGGAAUAGCAUCAUCAUGAAAUUUAAAAUUUGUAAUUAAUUUAACAGUAGAGAGAUUUGUGGAUCGUAAAAUUGACAAAGCUGAAGAUUUGUUAAAGAAAAAAGAGAAAAAGGCAAAGAAAUGGUUUAACAAUUUCACUGGCGAUGAACACUACAAAGCAACUGAAACGCACAUAUUUUUAACAUCCUUUGUUGCUGGCAUGGCCAUUGGCCUUCUUUGUGGAAAAUAAAUAUUCAUUUAGUACACUCAUUAAACAAUUUAUCCUUACAGUAGAUCUGUUUAACUUUAUAAUUAGAUUUGUGAUCUAUGUAGUAUGCAUAAGAAAUGUAAUUGAUUUAAAAUAUAUGUUACUUUCAGUAUUGUUAAUCUUACUAAUUGUGCAAUAAAUACAACUUAUAAUC
This is a messenger RNA of Papilio xuthus (Asian swallowtail), 1019 nucleotides long. RefSeq names its product FUN14 domain-containing protein 1A. The coding region runs from base 218 to 637 and encodes 139 amino acids. The record is from RefSeq and is a predicted model, not a curated record. The transcript is spliced from 4 exons. Gene Ontology annotation, cellular component: mitochondrial outer membrane. Gene Ontology annotation, biological process: autophagy of mitochondrion. Lineage: Eukaryota; Metazoa; Arthropoda; Insecta; Lepidoptera; Papilionidae.